AUGGUUUUUUUGAAGAUAUUGCAAACAUAUACUCAAAAUGUACUUUCCACCGGAGAUCAAGAUGAUGACGCGCUCGAGGAUCCCGCCAGAUUGCCGUACUUCCCAGCGUGCUCGUUCGCCACGAUACUAGAAGACAUUGUGACGCAGCUCCACAUUCUUGACGAGUGUAACUCGGAGACUCGCAUUAGUAAGGUAAAGUCCGACAUGACUGCGUUACUUACGCGCAAGUACGGAGUAGCAGAGAAAGCAGUAAAAGACGAACUAGAUGACAUAAAUCUUAAUAACUUGCAUUGUGUGGAAUACAAACUUGACAAACUACAGUGGGACAGAAAGUUGGUGCACCAAGUCCUAACAGAAACGUACUUAAAUCUAUCAAAAGAACGCAAGUUUCAGACUCUGGUAGAAUACGUCGAUAACAUCGAGACUAAACUUCGUCGCGAGCUGAAUCGCCAACUCCGGCAACAGCGCAUCCACGUCAAGUCCGUCACCUACGACACCAACACCGAGAUUGAACGCCUAAAAUCUAACUUAGAAGACUCCGAAUUAAACUCGCAAACCCGCGGCCGCUACGUGGGCGGCUGGCAGCGCGCGCGCACGGAGCAGCAUUUACAAACAAUAUACGAUAAAGAAAUAGUUCCAAUACACAACAUUGAACAUUUAAAAACUAAAAUCGACCAAGAGCAGCGCGUGCACACGGAGAUUGAAGUUUUAAUUAAUAUUAAAAUUAAUGAAGUACUUGAAAAAGUAGAAGAAUGGAUGAGUAAGUAUGAUAAAGAUAUGGAGAACAUGGACCUGAAAAUACAACUGAAAAGGAACGAGUAUGAGCACACGUACGACAGACGCCUGGAGCUGGAGCAAACGCUCGAAAAGCACGCAGAGUUGAUUAAAAACUGGGUGGCAUUCAAAGAAGAGCGUGAAGCAAUUCGACAGUAUCGGGAGAAAAUGACGACAGCGGCCGUGGCAGUGCAGGCGUGGUGGCGCGGCCUGCUAGUGCGCCUGCAGCUCGGCCCCUACAAGGUGGUCAAGCGGAAAGGAGCCGCAAACAAGGCGGACGAAAAGGCUGGAAAGAAGAAGAAA
Molecule: messenger RNA, 1077 nt
Organism: Brenthis ino (lesser marbled fritillary)
Lineage: Eukaryota; Metazoa; Arthropoda; Insecta; Lepidoptera; Nymphalidae
Source: the annotation of a GenBank genome assembly